Molecule: messenger RNA, 3468 nt
Organism: Condylura cristata (star-nosed mole)
Lineage: Eukaryota; Metazoa; Chordata; Mammalia; Eulipotyphla; Talpidae
Gene: RFX6
Product: regulatory factor X, 6
Exons: 19
Coding region: 31-2841 (936 amino acids)
Biological process (GO): regulation of transcription by RNA polymerase II
Molecular function (GO): RNA polymerase II cis-regulatory region sequence-specific DNA binding; DNA-binding transcription factor activity, RNA polymerase II-specific
Source: RefSeq, a predicted model, not a curated record
GGGCUCAGCUGGGAGCCCGCGGAGAGGCGGAUGCCCUGGUCUCCGUCGGCCAGCAGGAUGUCCAAGGUUCCGGAGCUAGAAGACGCUUUCCUGCAGGUUCAACCUUCGUCCCAAGUUUCCCCCGAAGUCCAGGAGGAGUGUUGUGUGCAGCUCCUGGGCAAGGGAUUGCUGGUCUACCCCGAGGAGAGGGCGUACCUGGUGCCUGAAACUCAACCUGGGGGCGCGCUGGGCAACCGGGAGAAAGGUGAUAAUCCCGAGCUGCGGGUGGGAGUUAAAUCCGAAAUGCAUUUAAGCAAUGGCAGCUUUUCCUCUGAAGAAGAAGAUGCAGACAAUCAAGACAGUAAAACCAAAACAGCUGAUUCGCACCUUUCUCAGAAGAAAACCAUCACACAGAUCAUGAAGGAUAAAAAGAAACAGACUCAGCUCACGUUGCAGUGGCUUGAAGAGAAUUACAUUGUAUGUGAAGGGGUUUGCUUACCAAGGUGCAUCCUUUAUGCACACUACUUAGAUUUCUGCAGGAAAGAAAAAUUGGAGCCAGCUUGCGCAGCCACCUUUGGAAAGACAAUUCGCCAGAAGUUUCCUCUCUUAACAACAAGGCGGCUUGGAACGAGAGGUCAUUCAAAGUAUCAUUAUUAUGGGAUUGGCAUCAAAGAGAGCAGUGCCUAUUACCACUCCGUUUAUUCUGGAAAGGGCCUGACAAGGUUUUCUGGGAGCAAGCUGAAGAAUGAGGGUGGCUUCACUCGUAAAUAUUCACUUAGCUCAAAAACUGGAACACUUCUUCCAGAAUUCCCCAGUGCUCAACACCUUGUGUACCAAGGAUGCAUUGCUAAAGACAAGGUUGAUACCCUCAUUAUGAUGUACAAAACUCACUGCCAGUGCAUCCUGGACAAUGCAAUUAAUGGGAACUUUGAAGAGAUCCAGCAUUUUUUAUUACACUUUUGGCAAGGAAUGCCUGAUCAUCUUCUUCCCCUGCUUGAAAACCCUGUGAUCAUUGAUAUUUUCUGUGUCUGUGACUCAAUUCUUUAUAAGGUUCUUACAGAUGUCCUCAUUCCUGCAACAAUGCAAGAAAUGCCUGAAAGUUUAUUAGCAGACAUAAGAAAUUUUGCUAAAAAUUGGGAACAGUGGGUUGUUUCAUCAUUAGAAAACUUACCAGAAGCACUAAUUGACAAGAAAAUACCCAUUGUACGAAGAUUUGUAUCUUCUCUGAAACGACAAACAUCUUUCUUGCAUCUUGCUCAGAUUGCUAGACCAGCUCUCUUUGACCAGCAUGUGGUAAAUUCUAUGGUGUCUGAUAUUGAGAAAGUUGACUUAAAUAGUAUUGGAUCUCAGGCCCUUCUCACCAUCUCGGGCAGCACAGAUACUGAAUCUGAUCUCUACACUGAACAUGACUCAAUCACUGUGUUCCAAGAACUGAAAGAUCUCCUUAAGAAGAAUGCCACCGUGGAGGCUUUUAUUGAGUGGUUGGAUACAGUGGUAGAGCAAAGAGUUAUUAAGACCAGCAAACAAAAUGGAAGAUCAUUAAAGAAGAGGGCUCAAGACUUUUUGCUCAAGUGGAGUUUCUUUGGUGCUCGAGUAAUGCAUAAUCUCACCUUGAACAAUGCAUCCAGUUUUGGCUCUUUCCAUUUGAUCCGAAUGCUUCUUGAUGAGUACAUUCUCCUGGCCAUGGAGACCCAGUUUAAUAAUGACAAAGAGCAGGAAUUACAGAAUUUAUUGGACAAGUAUAUGAAGAAUUCAGAUGCAAGUAAAGCUGCCUUCACUGCUUCUCCGAGUUCAUGCUUUCUCGCCAACCGUAAUAAAGGAAGCUCGGUUUCCAAUGACUCUGUGAAGAAUGAAAGCCACAUGGAAGCAGCCUACCUUCCUCUGCCAGCCAGUCAGCCUGGAGGCUUGCCCUCUGCGCUUCACCCAUUCUCCACUGCCAGCACCGAUGACAUGGCUCUCUCAGGUCAAAUGGAGCUCUCCCACAACACUGGUCACCUGAUGACACCACCAAUUUCCCCAGCCAUGGCAAGCCGAGGAAGCGUCAUUAACCAAGGACCAAUGGCAGGGAGACCCCCAAGUGUGGGCCCCUUGCUAUCCACUCCAACACACUGCUCCACAUAUUCAGAGUCCAUUUAUCCUCCUCUUCCCCAGGCCAACCACGAUCUUUAUGGGACCAACUCGAACUAUCAGACUAUGUUUAGAAUGCAGCCCCAGCCACCAUCAGGACUCUAUCCUCAUCGCCCAGAGCAUGGUCGAUGUGUGGCCUGGAGUGAACAGCAACUUUCUAGAGACUUCUUCAGUGGCAGCUGCGCUGGGUCUCCAUACAACUCUCGGCCACCUUCUAGCUAUGGACCAUCCCCACAUGGUCAAGAUUCACAGAGUAUGCAGUUUUUAAAUACAGGAAGCUACAAUUUCCUGAGCAACACAGGGACUACCAACUGCCAAGGAGCAAUAUUGCCUUCUAAUUCGCCUAAUGAAUACUAUGGAAACAAUAUAAACUACCCAGAGUCUCACAGACUUGGAUCGAUGGUGAAUCAGCACGUUUCUGUCAUCAGCAGUGUUCGCUCGCUGCCUCCCUACAGUGACAUUCACGAUCCUCUUAACAUUUUAGAUGACAGUAGUAGAAAGGCUAGUUCAUUUUAUGCAGACAUGUCAUCUCCAGCUGCAUGUCGUCCUCCAGUAGUAGCAUCCAACCUACAAACCCCAAUUCCUUCUUCCUCAUCCCAGUGUAUGUAUGGAGCUUCCACUCAGUACCCAGCUCAAGAAACCCUGGACUCCUGUGGCGCAAAUGGUAGAGAAAUGGUGUCCUCCUUACCACCCAUCAACACUGUGUUCAUGGGAACGGCGGCUGGAGGCACUUAAUGAAACUUUAACAAUCUCUACUGUUCAAAUAUUAUUUGCUUAGACUGACAUCAGAGUGAAGAAAAUGGACUCUGCAGUGGCAGGACAUUACAUUUCAAGUCACUGGUAUAAAACUAUGGACAACUCCAUAGCGAAUGGAGACAUUUGCUAAGUUUGCCUUGCACACAGAUAGCUUUUAAUAUGAUCUCUCUAGUAAUCAUAGUUUCAAAUAUGAAACCACUGGAGUUUUAAAGAUGUGAACAUUUCAAUUAUGAUUUAAUAGUUCAUGUGCUAAUUUAUUAAAAAUCUGUGUUCCAUUUCAUCUUUGGUUUCUAAAAAUAGAAAAGUUUAUUUAAUGCCUUGAAAAUGACUUUAAUUUAUUAGGAUCGCAGAAUCAUUGUUUACUAUCCCUUAUUUGACACAACGUCAAAUGUGUAUGUUCUACCUCCUAUGGAAAUGUUUACAAGGUCAAGACUUAAUUCAAUUCAUCUUGGAACAGAGUUUCUUGGCUUUUAAUUCCUGUGCACUAGUGUCAUGAUUUCUGUUACAUAGCAGUAUUCCAAUUCUAUGUAACUGAUGAGAUUUUACAUGCUUUCCUCUUUAUUUAACAAAGAUAAGAAUAAAUAAAAAGAAAAAAGUAUGGAAAUA